GCCAUUUUCCCUGCCUUCUUCUCCUCUCGCGCGCAGCUUCCUUCUCUGUUCAUGGCACACGGCAGCAGCACCUCCCAUGGCACCGGCGAAGCUCCAGCUCCAAGCUCCCUGCACCCUCCUCCCCUUCUUCCUCAAGCAAGCGUCGCCCUCCCCAUGCUCCUGAGUGCGCAGGGCAGAGCAAGUUCAGUAUCCUUGGAUCUAUGGCGCCCAGCAGAGCAGCCAUGGCCGAGCUCCCUGGGAGCACGCCGACGCCCCUGCUCUCACCCUGGUCGCGACCUUCUCUGAUGUUUGCUCCAUGGCCGCCAGCAACCUCCCCAUGGCCGAGAACUUGACGCCGUCCAGCUUCAAUCCAAGUUCCCUGCGCCUUCAUCCAUGGCGCGACGCCCUCUGCCUUUCUCCCUGGGCACCUGGACGCGUGCACCACUCCUCUGGCUCGCCUCUCUUCAGGCACGGCCAGCUGCAGCCCGCGCUCCACCUCCCAUGGUGCCCAGAAAUUCCAGCAGACCAUCCUCCUUCCCCCAAACAGCGGCAGCUCGCCCCACCUCCCCUCGCUGCGCAGCCCCUCGGCGAGACGCCGCUGUUCCUGCAGCGGAUCCCCGACGCCCUCCCCUGCUCCUCCUCUCUUCCCCACAAAACAGCAGCCGCAGCGAGCUCGCUGUCGUCCAUGGCGAGCAGCCUCCCUCGAUGCGCAGGAGCUCUUCUUCCUCCCAAGGACAGCGCCCCUAUUUCCCUCUCCCGGCAGCGCAGCGCCCCGCAACCAAGUUUUCCCUGCAGCCCCACCAAAUCGACGCGCCGUAGGUGCUCGACAAAAUGUGCAGCAAGCCGCGUGCUGCCGGCUCGCUGUUCCGUGAAGCACAGUGGACAGCACGCCGUCGACACUCGCCGGUUGUAUGCUGUUUUUGGCGCAGCCCCGCUCGCGACAUCGUCGACCCCCGCUAGCCGUCAAUGCCAACCGUCGUGCACGCGUGUUCGAUACAAGGCCGGUCGGGUGAACCACAUGCAUGCCCAACUCCGAUCCGAUCUCGUUCAGGUUGAUUGAUUUAUAAUAAUACAUAUGCUUUGGUUGAUGUCGGGCAGUGCAUGUAUAUAUGUGGAUGUGUGUAAUAUGUUUCGGCUAUACGCGUUGGUAGGAUCGCAUUUGCGGUUAGAGAACAAGAGGUUGUUUGAUGUGUGCGAUUUAUAGUUAGUCCAAUUAGGUUUUGGUCGAUGAUGUGCAUGUAUGAUUAUGUGAUUGAAAAUACAUUUAUGUGAAUGGAAGCGCGUAGAGAAGAAAAUGAAGUAGAAAAGAACUCGGAUGUUUUUACGUUUCGAUAGGAAGAUGUGCGAUGUGUUGUUUGAUGCGAAGGAUAGGUUUUACUAGUUUAAACGGUUAGUCGGCAGACUCGAUCAGUAAAGCUAAAAAUUUAUUUUUGCGAUUAAGAUGAGGUGACGACAUGCCGUAGUAGUCGUCGCCUUCUCUAUAUUUUCGAGUUGGAUAAAUACCAUAGGCAAAUAAUUGUUGAUACCCAAAGAGUGUUAGAAACAAAUAGUCGUGCUCUACCUAUUGCGUCAAAGGAAAUAUGGUAUGUUGAUUAAUUGGGAGUUAAGUGACCUUAUAUAGAAAAGUAGUUAAGAAAACUAAUCGAAUUACUUUUAGCUAUAUUUUAAGUUAAGAUGUCUAAAAUGGUGAAACUAGUUUUGUUGGUCUCAUGGUGUUAUGAUCGAGAAAAAUAUGAACUUGUGUAUGAAUUCCUAUGUUUUUCAUGCUGUGUUAGCCAACUCUUGUUAAAUAGAGGAAUUCAAUUGCGUUAAGUAAUUGUUAUAUGUAGGUGUUUUCAGUACUUCAAGUGGUUGCAAGUUAAUUAGUAGACUCUCUAUGUGACGCUAGGUGUCUAUGUAGAAUUCUGAAAAUUAUGGUGCCCCAAAUUGUCG
Zea mays is the source of this 1911-nucleotide messenger RNA. RefSeq names its product proline-rich receptor-like protein kinase PERK14. The record is from RefSeq and is a predicted model, not a curated record. Lineage: Eukaryota; Viridiplantae; Streptophyta; Magnoliopsida; Poales; Poaceae. The transcript is spliced from 2 exons. The coding region runs from base 296 to 1039 and encodes 247 amino acids.